Molecule: messenger RNA, 10916 nt
Organism: Balaenoptera acutorostrata (minke whale)
Lineage: Eukaryota; Metazoa; Chordata; Mammalia; Artiodactyla; Balaenopteridae
Gene: RIF1
Product: replication timing regulatory factor 1
Exons: 36
Coding region: 155-7558 (2467 amino acids)
Biological process (GO): telomere maintenance
Cellular component (GO): nucleus
Source: RefSeq, a predicted model, not a curated record
CGCCCCCGCCGCCAUCUUGGUCUAGGAGGGAGCGGGCCGCACGCGUGAGUAAACAGCCGGAGCCGGGAAAGUCGAGGUCGGGCAGCGUCCGGGUGCUGCAGGGCAGCGGCAGAGAGGACGCAGGCCUGUCUUCGUACUUGGGGCGGGGGCCGACAUGACGGCCCCGGGCCGCAGCCCCUUCGUGCCGCUGUUGGAGACUUUGGAAGACUCUUCCGCCUCCCAUGGAGAGCAGACCGACGCUUACCUGACUCUGACCAGUCGUAUGACUGGAGAAGAUGGAAAAGAAAUCAUUACAGAAAUUGAGAAGAAACUUCCUCAGCUAUUCAGAGUUUUAAAGACUCACAUUGCCAGUCCAAACUCAGAGCUCAGUAGUGCUGCUCUGCAGGCCUUGGGGUUUUGCUUAUAUAAUCCGAAAAUUACCUCUGGAUUAUCAGAGACAAAUAUUCAAGAACUGCUUUCAAAACUGAAUGAUAUUGUUAAGAAUUCAGAUAAAAAUGUACGUACUAGGGCACUUUGGGUGAUAUCCAAACAGACGUUUCCCACUGAAGUUGUUGGCAAAGUAGUAUCUAGUAUAAUUGAUUCAUUAGAAAUAGUCUUUAAUAGAGGAGAGAUGCAUUCUGCUGUUGUGGAUUAUGAAGCAUUAAAUGUCGUCAUAAGGCUAAUUGAACAAGCCCCAAUUCAAAUGGGAGAAGAGUCAAUUAGAUGGGCAAAAUUGGUCAUACCUUUAGUGGUUCAUUCGGCCCAAAAGGUACAUUUGCGGGGAGCUACUGCUCUAGAGAUGGGAAUGCCGUUGUUACUUCAGAAACAACAAGAAAUAGCAUCUAUCACAGAGCAGCUUAUGACUACCAAAUUACUUUCGGAACUCCAGAAGCUAUUUAUGAGUAAAAAUGAGACUUAUGUGUUAAAAUUAUGGCCUUUGUUUGUCAGACUUCUUGGGAAGACCUUGCAUCGAAGUGGGAGUUUCAUCAAUUCUCUAUUACAGCUAGAAGAACUGGGAUUUCGUAGUGGAGCACCCAUGAUUAAAAAAAUAGCUUUUAUUGCUUGGAAGAGUUUAAUAGAUAAUUUUGCUUUAAAUCCAGAAAUACUAUGUAGUGCAAAAAGAUUGAAGUUGUUAAUGCAGCCUUUGAGUUCUAUCCAUGUGAGAACAGAAUCUCUAGCGCUGACAAAACUAGAAGUCUGGUGGUAUUUAUUGACGAGACUAGGACCUCAUCUUCCUGCUAAUUUUGAACAGGUCUGUGUGCCUCUGAUUCAAAGCACAAUAAGCAUUGAUUCUAAUGCUUCACCUCAAGGCAGUUCAUCUCGUGUAGCUACUUCUCCAGCUUUAAAUCCUGCGACCCCUGUACACAAAGGUGCUUCUCCAUAUGGAGCUCCCCGGAUGAACUUGAGUUCAAAUUUUAGUGGAAUGGCCACAAUCCCCUCUAUACAAGUUUUGGGGCUUGAAAUGUUGCUUCAUUUUUUGUUGGGUCCAGAAGUCUUGAGUUUUGCUAAGCAAAACAAACUUACGCUGAGCUUAGAGCGACUUGAACAUCCGUUAAUCACCAGCUCUUCUUUUUUUUCCAAACAUGCAAAUACAUUUAUCACUGCUGUUCAUGAUAGCUUCUUUGCAAUUAGAAAAGAUGCUUCUGAUGCAGUUGUCAAUGCUAUUUGGAAGGAGCUAGUUAGCUUGGUGAAGUCAGUUAUUGAAUCUGGUAACAAAAAAGAGAGACCAGGUUCUGAAGUUUUGACUCUUCUAUUAAAAUCUUUGGAAAGCAUAGUGAAGUCAGAAGUAUUUCCUGUAUUGAAAACACUGGUUCUCAUGGAAAUUACAAUUAAAGGACUUCCUCAGAAAGUAUUAGGUUCUCCAGCAUAUCAGGUUGCUAAUAUGGAUAUUCUUAAUGGAACUCCUGCUUUGUUCUUAAUUCAGUUAAUUUUCAAUAAUAAUCUAUUGGAAUGUGGUGUAGAAGAUGAAAGGUUUUUUCUCAACCUGGAAACACUUGUAGACUGUGUUCUUUCUGGUCCAACUUCACCACUAGCUUUCAGUGACUCUGUCUUAAAUGUUAUUAAUCAAAAUGCAAAGCAGUUGGAAAACAAGGAGCAUCUUUGGAGAAUGUGGAGUAUUAUAGUCACCCCAUUAACUGAAUUGAUAAAUCAGACCAAUGAAGUCAAUCAAGGUGAUGCCUUAGAACAUAAUUUUAGUGCCAUCUAUUGUGCACUGACUUUACCAAUAAACCAUAUUUUUUCAGCACAAAAAAUUCCAGCGGCCACCAUGAAGACCUUACUUAAAACUUGGUCAGAAUUAUAUAGAGCAUUUGCUCGCUGUGCAGCUUUGGUGGCAACUGCAGAGGAGAAUUUGUGCUGUGAGGAACUUUCUUCCAAGAUAAUGUCCAGUUUGGAAGAUGAAGGCCUUUCAAAUUUAUUGUUCUUGGAUAGGAUCACUCAUAUUAUUACUGUAAUGGUUGAUUGCAUCGACUUUUCACCAUAUAAUAUUAAGUAUCAGCCCAAAAUUAAAUCACCACAGAGACCUUCGGAUUGGUCCAAAAAGAAGAAGGAGCCCUUGGGGAAAUUGGCUUCUUUAUUUAAACUUAUUGUGAGAGUGAUCUAUCCUUUCCACACUCUGAGCCUCAAGGAAGUACAUUCUGAUACUCUCCUCGCUAUUGGCAACUCAAUCACCAGCAUUCUUUCCAAUGUACUUGGACAUAUUUCUUUGCCUUCUAUGAUCCGAAAAAUGUUUGCAACUUUAACAAGACCUCUGGCAUUAUUUUACAAAAACUCAAAGUUUGAUGAAGUUCCUAAAGUGUAUAGUUGUAUGAACAACAAGUUAGAAAAGCUACUAGGAGAAAUUAUUGCUUGUCUACACGUCAGCUACACUGGGACUUACGACAGUGAACUUCUUGAACAGAUCUCGCCAUUAUUAUGCAUAGUAUUUUCACACAAGAAUAAACAGAUUAGAAAACAAAGUGCUCAGUUCUGGAAUGCCACAUUUGCUAAAGUGACGAUGUUGAUUUAUCCUGAGGAGUUAAAACCAAUACUAAAACAAGCCAAACAAAAAUCUCUGCUUCUGUUGCCUGGUUUGGAAAAUGUUGAAAUUAUUGAGGAAUCCAGUGGACCAUACUCAGAUACAACAGAAAAUUCACAGUUAAGUACGAAGAUAAGUGGCAUGGAAAGAACCUCAUGUGGAAAAAGAGAUUCUUUUUUGGCACAAACAAAGGAUACAAAAGACAAUAUGAAACCACCAGUUAAAUUGAAACUAGAGUCUUCAACUCCAAAAGCAAAGAGUGAAAUGCCUUUGGAAGAGGAAAAGUCUACUGACUUUGUGUUUAUACCUCCAGAAGGAAAAGAAACAAAGGAAAGAAUACUAACUGAACACCAGAAAGAAGUACUCAAAACGAAGAGGUGUGAUAUUCCUGCCAUGUAUAAUAAUCUGGAUGUUUCACAAGAUACUUUAUUUUCUCAGUAUAGUCAGGAAGAGUCUAUGGAAAUUCCUGCUUUAACGGAAAAAUCCAAGGAAGAUUCCAAGAUGAUAUUUAAGGAGGAACAAAAGGAGAGUGACAUUGUCAUUCCUCAACAUGUCACGGAAAACUGUGGUAUGGAUGAACACCUUGAAAAGUCUUCCCUUUCGAAUAAUGAGUGUGGUUCUAUUGAGGAAACCAAUCCAGAAAUACUGAGCAGUAAUGAUGCCAGAAAAAAGGCUUUAAUUGUAUCAAAGAAGACGCCAACUGAAUGUGCAUCUAGUACAGAAAAUACAUUUGGUGUCAGCAGUAGCUCGGUUUCUAAUGCCACUAUUUCUGGAACUCCUUCCCCACAGCCUACAAGUCGAAGGCAAUCCUUUAUUACUUUGGAGAAGUUUGAUGGCUCAGAAAAUAGACCCUUUAGUCCAUCCCCCUUGAAUAAUAUGUCAUCAGCUGUUAUAGUGAAAAAUAACCAGGAAGGCACAGCUAAAACAGAUAAUCCACCAAAAGCAAAGAAAAGAGAAGUGGCUCUUUCAAAAUCUGACUCUGAAAAAACAGUGCAUGGGAUUAAGAGAUCAGGCCGAAGGUCAAGUAAGCCUGAACCAAUAGGGAAUAAAAAGUCUAAGCCCUUGAUGAGAUCUGAUCAGGAGAAAAGUACUCGGGAAUCUGUUGAUGGCAUGGUAGCCUUAGAAAAUAACCCACCUGGUUUGCUUAAUCAAACAGAAUGUGUAUUAGAUAAUCAGGUUCAUCUCUCUGAGUCUUCAGUGGAGUAUGAGGAUACGAUGCUUAAACCAACAAUAGAAAAUACUAUACUAUUAGAAAACAAUACCGUAGAGGAGAAGACCUUAGAAAUUAAUUUGGAAUCCAAAGAAAACACACCCCCAGCUAUAAUAACAACAGAUCAGACAGUAACUGAGGAUAGUCAUGUUCAGAUAACUCCAAAUCAUAAAACCCUUAGACGAUCUUUAAGGCGACGUUCAGAAACAGCAGAGCCAACCACUGAUAGCCAAGAUAAAGAAAAUAAUCAAAAAAGGGAAAGACGUAAGGAAGAAGAAAAGACUCUGCAGAGGAGUCCAUUGCAUGUAAAAGAUGAUGUUUUACCUAAGCAAAAAUUGAUUUCUGAACAAACUGUACAGGAAAAUUUAAUUGAGAAAGGAAAUAAUUUACAUGAGAAGACUUCUGGGGAAACCAGUGCUAAUGCUGAAAUUGAUGAAAAUAGAAGAAAGCCAGAUCUUGAGACUACUAAAUCUGAGGGAGAUGGUGCCCAGGACAUUGCAGAUAAAUCCUCUGAGAAACCAGUAAGGGGACGAACACGGUAUCAAACAAGAAGAGCAUGCCAGGGUUUACUUUCCAGCAUUGAAAACUCAGAAUCUGAUAGUUCUGAGGCAAAAGAAGAAGGUUCUAAAAAGAAAAGAUCUGGAAAAUGGAAAAACAAAAGCAGUGACAAUGUUGACAUCGAAGAUCAAGAAGAGAAGAUGGUAAAACAGGAAUGUAUGAAGGUUGAAAGUCAGACACAUGAUUAUAAAGGGAAUUCUGAAGUAGACAAAGAUACAAAAUCUCAGAUCUGUAAAAAAGAGGAAAGUAAUAUUGUAACUCUUCAAGAUUCUACAAUAUCUUCAGAAUUAUUACAAGUUUCUGGUGAUGUAUCAAAUACUUAUGAGGGAAAAAGUAAAACUAACAAAUGUGCAGAACAUUCCUUUUCAAAUCCUUCUGUACCAGAAUCAAAUCUAAGGACUAGAAAUGCCAAUAAAAGAUUACAUAAGCGAGAUUCUCUAGAAAAUAGUGUGGGUGAAUCCUCAAAAACAGAAACAUCAGACAUUUCUUUGCUUUCUGAAAAAACUCUUGAAAUACUUGAAUGCCAACACAAGAGAAGUAGGAGGGUGAGGAGAUCUAAAGGUUGUGAUUGCUGUGGAGAAAAAUCACAACCUCAGGAAAAGUCAUUCAUUGGGUUAAAGAGUACAGAGAAUUAUGAUGUAAAAGUCAGCGAAACGAAAAAGACAGAUGUGCAGACACCUGUAACUAUAUCAGAAACUUCUAAAGCUGAUCUGUACUCAGAAGUAAAACUUUCAGAUGAGCAUCAUAGUGUGAAUUUUCAUUUGGAUCUCAAGGAGGAGAAUGAUACUAUUAAUGAUUCAUUAAUUAUAUCUGAAACUGAGUUGAAAGAAAAUACUAUUCAAGACUUUCUUCCUUCUGAAAUGGUAAAUUUUAAAGAAGAAACUUGUGAUAGGGAUUCUGAGGAAGCAAUAUCUCCUGAAAGCCAGGAGCCAUCUAAUAAAAAAUGUAAAACUAUUGACCCAUGUUUAGGUGACUCCAAAGAUAUUUCACUGGAAUGUUUUACUUUGGAGACCAAAGAAGAAAAGCCAGAGGCUAUCCCCCAAAAGGAAUUGAGUAUUAUAGAGAACCUUGCUAAUGUUGAAGCAAAUGCAGAAUUGAAUCCAGGAGAAGUAGAUGCUAUGGAAUUGAAUGCAGAAAAUGAUAAAUCUGAAGCUAGCUUCUCUGAACAAAAGAGUGUCAAAACUGAUAUUUCAGAGGAAGAGGUAACAGAGGAAAACAGUCAAAGAACGGAUGCACCUGAAGAACUGAGUGCUAAUGAAGCAAUAACUGAGGAAUUUAACUCAGGUAUUGGUCAUUCUGAUAAUACCACACCUGUAAAAGUGAGUGCUCAGUUAGAGAUUUCUGAACAAAUAGCAGUUGGGGAACUAGACAGAGGAAGUGAUGAAUCUGAUCCAGGCUCAUCUGGAGAAAUGAAUGCUGAAAUGGAAAAUUGUGAAGAAACAAUGAUUGGUGAGGUGACUGCUGAAACUGACCGUGUGAAUGAAACAGAGGAUGAGGACUUAACUACCAAAGCCUCUAAGCCGAUAGAAGCUGAAACAAAGAGAUUGAAUGUAGAAAUCGAUAGCUUUGUUCCUGACACACUUGAGAUGAGCACUGAAGAAGGAGAGGUUGACUCUAAUAAAACUGAAACAAAUAUUGAACCUAAUAAAUUUGAGGAAACAAAAUUAGAUGACAAUCAGAUGGUAGUGGGAAAUGAUGGAAUUUUACCGGAAGUUCACCAUACUUCAGAAAAAGUGGAGGAGACACCACAACCUCUGACAGCUGAAACAGCUGUUUCUGAACUGGUAUCAGAAGACAAUAAUACGUCUCCUCAAAAAUUAAGGGAUCUUGAUCCUUUACUCAUGUCAGCAAAUGACAGUCCUAGUGGCAUGCAGACACGCUGUGUCUGGUCUCCUUUGGCUUCUCCAUCCACCAGCAUUUUAAAGAGAGGACUAAAAAGACCCCAAGAAGAUGAGAUCUCAUCACCUGUUCACAAGGUUCGCCGUGUCUCCUUUGCAGAUCCUAUAUACCAAGCAGGAUUGGCAGAUGACAUUGAUAGGCGAUGCUCUAUUGUUAGGUGCCAUUCUUCACAUAGUUCUCCCAUAGUAAAAAGUAUUAAAACUUCACCUACUGCGCAAUCUAAGCAUAAUACUACUUCAGCCAAAGGAUUUCUGUCCCCAGGAUCACGUAGCCCUAAAUUUAAGAGCUCAAAGAAGUGUUUAAUUGCAGAAAUGGCUAAGGAAUCUGUGCCAUGUCCAACAGAAAGUGUUUACCCUGCUUUGGUGAACUGUGUAGCACCAGUUGACAUCAUUUUACCUCAGAUUACGUCCAACAUGUGGGCAAGAGGACUGGGACAACUCAUUAGAGCCAAGAAUAUAAAAACAAUUGGUGAUUUGAGUACUCUUACAGCAUCUGAAAUAAAAACUCUUCCUAUCCGUUCUCCAAAGGUGUCUAAUGUAAAAAAGGCUCUCAGAGUAUAUCAUGAGCAGCAGGUGAAGUCUCGUGGACUAGAAGAGAUUCCAGUUUUUGAUAUUUCCGAAAAAACAGUAAAUGAAAUGGAAAAUAAAUCUAUUUCUCCUGAUGAAGAAAGACUUGCCUCAGAUUUAAUUGAUCCUGUUGCUUUAGAGACUCCGUUAUCUAAAAAUCUUGUGACCCAGAUUAGUGCACUUGCUCUUCAACUAGAUUCAGAAGAUCUCCAUAAUUAUUCAGGAAGCCAGCUAUUUGAAAUGCAUGAGAAACUUGGUAGCAUGGCAAACUCUAUAAUUAAAAAUCUGCAGUCACGUUGGAGGUCACCAGCCCAUGAAAAUUCUAUUUAGUGUUUUAAGAGAAAAUUGAAGUUUUUUUUAAAAAAAAUCACUGGAUUUGUUGAUUCAUAAAGUAAGUUCUGAAAUAUAGCACAAUUUCAGACUGAAUGUUUGCAAAGUUGGUAACAUUUCAAACGCUGAAGGGCAAUAUCUUAUUAAGGUCAAUUUUGUAAGUGAGAUCAUCUUUUCCUAUAUAACAUGUUUUCUUGGCUGCUAUGUGUAGUUUUUCCAAAAAUUUAAAUAUCUUACUGAAAUGUGAAAGCAAAAACUAAAUAGCAUACAUUUUAUUUCACUUACUCAUGUGUAUUUUAAUGGAACAUUUUAUGUAAUAUACCUGUUCUAAGUAAGUAAAAAUGAAAAUUUUUAUUUGAACUUUUUGCUGAACUGAUAAGGUAUUUAUACUUGAUUUCCUUUUUUUAAAUUUAUAUUUGUUGUGCCUGAGGUUUAAGAAAUUUGUUCUUGGUAAAACACCCCAAAUGAGAUGCAAGAGAAUCUUUUGAAACGCUUUUCGCAGACAUCAACUUUAUUUGGACAAGAAAAUAUUUAUAUUUCAAGAAAAAUAUCAAAAGUUUCAACUUUUGGGGUUAAAUAUUAAAGCAGAAUUUACUAAAAUUCCAUUCAUUUGCGUUAGCAAAUAUUUGUUCAGCAGCAUUUGCCUGUGAAAAUAUACUCUGAUGAGACAUAUAAUAUUCAUUUAAAAAUGCACGACUAUUUGUACAUUAUGUAUAGAUUAAGUUUUUAAUUUAUAAAUUUCAGUCUUCGUUAAUUGCAUGAAGUUUUUUCUGCAGCUUGUGAAUACCUUUGUUUUGUUUAAUAGAAACAUAAUUUUGUAUAUAUUGAAUACUGAGAUAUCAGUAUGGAUGGUAGAAGUGCUUCAUGGGCUUGCUGCAGAUGUUUGUAGGAUUCUUUCUCUACAAAUAAAACAACAAAUAGUUUUGUACUUAGUUAAUAGUGUUAGUUAAAACAUGAGUUUAUUUUCUAAAGUAACCAGAAAGAGUAAAGUAAUAGAAAUGAGAAAGUGUUACAUGACAACUUUGCCAUUCAUUCCCAUAACCUUCCCCUGCAGCCCCCAUCCCUUUUGGUUUAGAAGAGGGUAUCAGCCACUAGAAAGCGUGCCUCAUUACAUUUCUCUUUAAUGGGGAUUUAGCUUGAGUAUUUUCAUUAUAACUUGGACCAUAAGAAAUCUAGAGUUUAUCUGCUCUUUUUACCUAUACCUAAAGCAAACUUGGGAGAAAUGUGAAACUGUUCUUUCAAAAUAUUUAUGUUUUACCGAGUAAAAAAAGUAAGGUGUAUAUAAUUAAACCAUUUGUAGAUUUUACCAACUGGUAUUAGUGCCUGACUUUCCCAUAUUUGUUUCAUCUUUUUAACAGUGAGAGUAUUUCAUUUGUUUUCGAAAUAGAAUGAGCGAGUGAUCUUCUCAGUUGCAGACUUAUUCAGAACUAACCCUUACUUGAAAAGGCACACAUUCUUCAGCAACUUAUAGAAAGUUUAAUCCUUGUGUCUUGGUUAACUUUACAUUCAGAAGGGGGCUGCCACCCAGUCACAGUAAAAGUUGGUUUUUCUUUAAUAAUAAAUCCAUUAUGAGUACGUUGCAAAUAUUUUAGGGUCUAAGUGUGAUAUUUAUAUGCUGAGGAUGAUUUUAAAAGAAAUUCUGGGACCACUGAACUGAGGAUUGUAGCUUGAAGAAAUAACUAAUGAAAAAUCAGGAAUUUUUUAAAACAGUUAAAAUUGUGGUUUAAGUUGUCUAUCAUUUAUUUCCCAAUUGUAUUUGACAGUAAAGAGGCAUAUAUGUUUUUGUGAACAUGUGUAAGAAGGGAUGUGUAUGUGUGUUGAGAGGAGUCAGAAUUAGCUCAUUUCAUGACUUCGUAUCUUACUAUUUGUGUGAACUAAACUUACUUGCUGGUGGAAUGAAGUUCUUGGGAAGGUGAACAGUAUAGCAGAAAAUGUGACCAAAAUGAUUACCGUUUACUUAAAUCACUGAGUUUGAUGCAAGCACAGAUUUUAAUUUUAAAACAUUGUGGUUUAAUAAGGAUAUAUUUUAAAAUAUUUGAGGGCAAAAACCAGUUUGCUAAGUCUUCAUUGUUGAUAUAGUUACAAGUGUGUAUGUGAAGCACCUUAUUUUCAAUUUUCUUGCCUUAAAAUUUUCUGCAAAUUUUUUUCCUGAGUGAUUCCAGAAGAGCUGAAAGCAUUAAUAUUCCUUGAUCAGCUCCAGUGUGUGUUGUUUCACUAUUAAAGUGAAAUCAGUUUUUUUCAAAUAAUUCCUAAUGGUUAAUAAAACAUGGCAAACAUUACUAAGAACACUCAAAUGUGAUUUCUCAUUUUAUGCAUUUAUAAAGAAUCUAGUUGAAUGCAGAGCCAUAGUAUAAUUUUCCAUGUUCCAAAAUGGAUUUCAUAGUGGAUUUAAAUUUCCAUUAUUUCAGUGAGCCCAUUAUUAAAGAUGCUCUGCUAUUUGAACAAGUUUGAAAGCCAUUGUUGAAUAGUGGAGAGCUUUUGCUCAAGUAAUAAUUGCAGUAGGAUAAUACAGUCAAAACUAAGAUUGAAAUGUGAACUUUAAAAGUAUGGUAACCCUGACAUUGCCCAUGAUUCAUUCUUUCUGUGCAGCUUGGUGUAGUAGUCAGGGAUUCUGUUAUAUAUUUAAGAAUCAUAAAAAUGUCAAGAAAGUUGGGUUAUAUCUUGCCUUAAAUAAAGGUGGCAGGACAAGAAACAAAAGUUUGGAAAAAUGGGAGGAGUAUGUGGAAAACACAAGUAGAGUUUUGUUUUUAAAGGAAUGAGUAAAAAUAAGUGCUGUUUCAAAGGCAGGCUUAGUUGAAAUUUACCAAAAAUACGAGUUACGGUGUCACAUUUUUCUCUUAAUGCCAUUCCUUCCAACUUUGACUUUAUAAUCCACUAAGAAAAGCCUAGAUUCCAUCUCAUAUUCUUUAUAAUUGAUUUGCAGGGAGAUAAUUUGUGAGCUAGGCUUGGAGGCCAUAAAAUAGCAGUUGUUAAUAAUUAUUAGGCUAAUAAGACUUGAGUCAAGGGAGUUAUCUGCUUGCUCAUUAGUUCAGCACAUGUCCAUUUUAUCCCUAAGCCAUUAGAAAGGUCUUGUAUGUUGUAUACAAGCAUUAGAGUGAAGUUCUGACUCUUAACAUAGUACUUCUCAAACUUGCAUGUAUUUGUAAAAAUGCAGAUUCUGAUUCACUAGGUCUGUGAUGGGGGCCUAAUAGUUCAUUUCUGACAGUUCCCAUGUGAUCCAUACAAAUGCUGAUGUGGACUGCAUUUGUGGUUGUCGGCAUAAGAGGCUUCAAGAUCUAAAUUAAAUUAGGUUUUGGUAUCCCAAGCAGAUUUAAGUCCUUAGAAUUAUUGCCACAAAAGAUAAAAGCUAGUCGUUUUU